Molecule: messenger RNA, 2731 nt
Organism: Morone saxatilis (striped sea-bass)
Lineage: Eukaryota; Metazoa; Chordata; Actinopteri; Moronidae
Gene: ogfod2
Product: 2-oxoglutarate and iron-dependent oxygenase domain containing 2
Molecular function (GO): L-ascorbic acid binding; iron ion binding; oxidoreductase activity, acting on paired donors, with incorporation or reduction of molecular oxygen
Source: RefSeq, a predicted model, not a curated record
CUGUCUGUCCUUCCAAUCACUGCUAGAAAAUGUAUUAUGUAUUUGGAUUUUGUGGCCACGUUGAUACUUUCUCUGAAAAAUUGGUGUCAAUUUAGGUUUCGUGGAGAUUUAUUUUGAAGACUUCGAACCGGAAGCGUUAUGUUUGUUUGUUGUUGCUAACGAAGAGGUAGCGGUGUAGAUUGACAGUUAAUGGCUGAUAUUAACUGUUACUGCGUUUCACUGCGUGUUUUAUUGAACUCAUUUCUUUUAAACGAGUAGUAAUGUCAAACGAGGAAGACGGAAAUCCUCUUUUUUUUUUCUGCGACUGUUUCACAACUGAUAACAUUUUCCUGGAGGACUACAAGCUCCAUGUCCGCUUCGUGUCGGAGCAGCAGUUCAGACUGGACUAUCAGACACUGCUCAGGAGGCUCGGCUGUGUGACGGAGCAGCAGUUUGAGGAUGUGCUCAACAAGAUUUCACAGGAAGUGGACAGGCGAAGGCGUCUUGGUGUGACGUCCGCUGAGAGAGCUGCUGCUAUUAAAGACGUGUACCAUCCCCUCCAUCCUCACGUCUACCGCCUGCAGGAGUCCUACCUCGCGCCAAAGUUCAAGCAGAUUGUUGAGUACUGUCGCAGCCGGGGGGCCAGUGGAGACGGGCUCUCAGGCUUGUUGCAGGAAGAGGCAGCGGUAAGGGUGUAUCGCUUCCCAGUGUUUGAGAAGAGCUUCUGUGAGGAGCUGGUGGAGGAGCUGGAGCACUUUGAGCAGUCAUCCGCCCCUAAAGGAAGACCCAACACCAUGAACCAUUAUGGGAUCCUCCUGAACGAGCUGGGCUUCGACGAGGGCUUCAUCACCCCCCUCCGUGAGCACUACCUGCACCCGCUCACCUCCCUGCUGUACCCGGACUGUGGGGGGCGCUGUCUGGACAGCCACAAGGCCUUUGUUGUGAAAUAUGACAUGAAUGAAGACCUGGACCUGAGCUACCACUACGACAACGCAGAGGUCACCCUCAAUGUGUCCCUGGGCAAGGACUUCACUGAGGGAAACCUUUAUUUUGGUGACAUGAAACAGGUGCCUUUAAGUGAGACGGAGUGUUCAGAGGUUGAACACAGGGUGACCGAGGGCCUCCUCCACCGGGGCCAGCACAUGCACGGGGCCCUGCCCAUCUCCUCCGGCCAGCGCUGGAACCUCAUCAUCUGGAUGAGAGCCUCGCUGGAACGCAACAAACUGUGCCCCAUGUGCAACAAGAGGCCGACGCUGGUGGAAGGGGAGGGCUUUGCUGACGGGUUCACCAAACACCCCGAUGCACCGCUCAACGCUUCGUGUGUGCUGACGUGAUGAAGACACUGUGUGCGAGUAGGAUUUGAAAUUUGCGACUUGAUGAUUUAGGUGCUUCCAAUAUAGAUUUUGUCAGGUGAUAUGGUUGAAUAGACUGUAGAAAGCAAUUUAAUUGAAUUAACAAUAAUUAUGUAUUCCAAAUUGGAAUGAUGAAUCUUUAUUAUUUGCACUAUUAAUAAUAAUGUAAUGAUACUAUAAUUCUGAAUUUCAGACAUGCAGUGGUGUCCCAUUAUGUGAUCAGUAUAUUUAUGACUUCAAUGUGAGUCCAAUAAUAUAAACGCACACCGGUGAAGCCUCUGUAAUAGACAGUAUGAUUGUACUGUGUGUUUAAAAACUGAUGGAAACACCACUCUGACAGUGUCUUUCAUUACUAAUAUCCAAAGUCAGGCUAUCCUCUAAUACUGAGUACCGUCUGUAAAGGCUCUAAAGUCUCUCUUUGUGAAAUGAAUUGGGAUGGGAUGCUAACAUGAGGCCAGGGGUUUCUGUAGCAUUCAGUCAGUGAAUAUAGUGGGAAUACUUAAAGGUACCCUGUGGAGUUUUUGACCACUAGUAGCACCAUAACAUUAUUUGUACGAGUAGGUCCCUGUUUUGUUUUUGCUCACGCACACACACACAAUCAUUGUCACAGGAAACAAAUAGGAAUCAAGCAUGUGAAACCAAUCACAUCACAAUUUGUGGCACUACCAUUAGGUACACUUCACAUUUUGCAGCCAUUUAAAGAAUGCAGGAUUUAAAAUAUUCAAAAAUUCUGCUUAAUAAACUGAACAUAAGAAACGUUAAACGUAACUAAAUGUGAACAUAGCUUUUGUUUACAAGCAAACUCCACAGGGCACCUUUAAUUUUACAAUGACAUCGUGGAGCGGUCACAUCUGGCAGACACCUGAUCCACUUUAUAAGAUCAGUUUUGGCCACAGAAGCUAUAGUGUGUCAGAUCAGUGCAUCCCUGUUAAUACAUCCAGUACAGCAUCUUUUCCCACAGUUGUUUAUCUGUCAGUGAUGGUUGAUAUCUGUCUGCUCACAAAUCCAUGUCAGCUUUGCUGAUAUUAACCACUGGCUGACUGUAAUCUGGCUUCCUAUUGACCAACCAUGUUGACUGUUGUCUGGAUCAGUAAGAAUGGAAUACACAUUUUCGAAGUCACAGAUAUCUCAGUUAUGCUAUAGAUACAGGAGAAAAAUAUCAUGAUGUUCAACACAAGACAGGCCACAUCAUUUGGAAUAAUGGAAUUUUAAUUACAUAAAUUAUAUCUGUCAGUUCAUGAAUAUCCAUUGUGUGUGCAUCUCUUGCUAUUGUCAUAUGCAUGUAGUGUUGUGGUGGAGGUUAAUUAUUUUCUCAUACAGAGUCUUUGCGAGUAAAAACAAAUAUAAACCUGUCCGAUACAGCUUGCACAAUAAAUCUAUCCCUUUCAGCAACAUCAGAA